Raphanus sativus (radish) is the source of this 357-nucleotide messenger RNA. Its product is annotated as S-protein homolog 9-like. The transcript has a single exon. The coding region runs from base 1 to 357 and encodes 118 amino acids. The record is from RefSeq and is a predicted model, not a curated record. Lineage: Eukaryota; Viridiplantae; Streptophyta; Magnoliopsida; Brassicales; Brassicaceae.
AUGCUAGAUGGAAACGGAAUCACGUUUAGCAACGAGUUGAAAUACAACAAACUCCUCAAAGUUCGUUGUGACAACGUUGAAGGGGAGCAUCUUCUGAAAAUCGGCGAAGAAUAUGAGUUUACUUUAGUUGAUGUAUCAUUCCACUAUUGUACAAUGAGCCAAGGUCCUAAUAAUUUCAAACAUCACCAAAAGUUUGAUGUCUACGAUGGACUUUACACUGAGUGCCCUUCAAAGUGCUAUGAUCGUGACACUCAGUGUAAGUGGAUUGCUAGAGAAAAUGGUAUCUACUUUUCUAGUGUUGAUUACCCCCCUACUAAGAAAUAUGAGUGGAAUAUUCCUCACCUUCUCAAAAACUAG